This is a messenger RNA of Myodes glareolus (Bank vole), 587 nucleotides long. Lineage: Eukaryota; Metazoa; Chordata; Mammalia; Rodentia; Cricetidae. The record is from RefSeq and is a predicted model, not a curated record.
AUGGAUAAUUUAAAACUUCUGGUCACCCAGAUGGCCCUGGAUAAACGCUGUGUAGCAAGACCGAAAAGAAAAGAACUGAAUGAUUUGCAAAUGCGGGUGCUGUCGGCACUAAAUAGAAUGCAGAAGGAGCAAAACUGGAUGUUUAGCAAGCCUGUUGUCUACUUCAGGGAAGAGAAUUGGUUAGGAAUUCACAUCAGCCAAAAGAAGCCUCUGGUGGCCUUGAAUAAAAAUGACGUGGGAUCAGUAGAGAAACUUUCUCUGCGUAAACAGCGGUUCAUGCUGUUUUCCUCCCUGGAGCAUGAGGGAGAGUAUUACAUGACGCCCCGGGACUUCCUCUUCUCAGUCAUGUUUGAGCAGGUGGAGCGUAAAACACAAGUCAAGAAGCUGGCGAGGAAGGAUAUCGAGGAUGUACUAUCAGGAAUCAAAACAGCACGCUGUGGAUCAACUUUUUUUAGAGACCUGGGUGAUAAAGGGCUAAUUUCGUAUACCGAGUAUCUUUUCUUACUUACAAUCCUCACGAGUAAGUAUACUGCUUCUCUGUACAACAGUUAUGUGGAGUUCUCAUUCUUAACAAGCAGGACUUGAAA